This is a messenger RNA of Gadus morhua (Atlantic cod), 3539 nucleotides long. It is a transcript of the gene ndrg4, whose product is annotated as NDRG family member 4. Lineage: Eukaryota; Metazoa; Chordata; Actinopteri; Gadiformes; Gadidae. The coding region runs from base 272 to 1687 and encodes 471 amino acids. The transcript is spliced from 19 exons. The record is from RefSeq and is a predicted model, not a curated record.
GUCACAGAGGGAUUUUGGCCGGUCUAGCUUAUUCCAUGUCUUCACAAAGGAGGUGUGCUAAACACUGGACGGCAGCACUAUCCCUCAUUUCCCUGAUACUACAGGAGAGGCUGGAAGAACGAAAUAAGUCCAUGUAUUGUGGUCUGGUAAUCUCCUCCCUUGAUUUCAUUUAUUAACCUGGACGUCUCCUUGAGAACAUAUUCUGUUCUGCUCAUAGAUUAAUUGCAUUUACGGAGGAUCUUGUCUCUUGUACCUCUAUACCCGCGGCUAGAUGGGACCCGGAUUGUUUUGGACCUUCCCUCCCAAGGCCGGCUGUAAGGUUCCCCAGAGCCUCCUGCAGUCCAUGUUGCUGUCUAGGAUGGCGGGUAUGAAGGAGCAGCUGUUCACCGAGGAGAAACCCCUGCUUCCUGAACAAAGAGGAGUGGACUCAGAUGUGACGCAGCCCGAUGGAGGAGAGGAGGGGUCCGGGGUUGCGAGCACGAACAUCAGUGCUGACCCCGUGCCACAAACCCACUCCCCCUCUCCCCACAGUCGGCCCGCUCAGCGCUGGCAUGUCAUCGCGCGGCACUGGCUCCGCCAGACCCGCUGUCGGACCGGCGAGGUCAACCGGGAGACCUGUGAUCAGAUGAUCCCUACCGGAGACUGGAAGGAACACGAUGUUGAGACCCCCUAUGGGAUGCUGCAUGUGGUGAUCCACGGGGCACCCAAAGGAAACAAGCCAGCCAUCCUCACCUACCAUGAUGUGGGCCUCAACCACAAGCUGUGCUUCAACAGCUUCUUCAACAGCGAGGACAUGUUGGAGAUCACCAAGCACUUUGUGGUCUGCCACGUGGACGCUCCUGGCCAGCAGAUAGGGGCGUCUCCCCUGCCACAGGGGUACCUGUACCCCACUAUGGACCAGCUGGCAGGGAUGCUGCCCAGUGUGGUGCAGCACUUUGGCUUCAAGAGCAUCGUUGGGGUUGGGGUUGGAGCUGGAGCCUACAUCCUGGCCAAGUUUGCAUUGAUCUUCCCUGAUCUGGUGGAAGGCUUGGUGCUGCUCAACAUUGAUCCCAACGGGAAGGGCUGGAUCGACUGGGCUGCCGGAAAGAUCACUGGCCUGACCAGCAACCUGCCUGACACUGUUCUGCCUCACCUCUUCAGCCAGGAAGAGCUGAUGAGCAACACAGAGCUGGUGCAGAGCUACAGGCAACAAAUCGGCAACACCAUCAACCAGGUCAACCUGCAGCUUUUCUGGAACAUGUACAAUAGCCGGAGGGACUUGGAGAUGAACCGUAGCGGGACUGUCCUCAACUCCAAGACUCUGAAGUGCUCUGCCAUGUUGGUGGUGGGGGACAACGCACCUGCAGAGGAGGGAGUGGUUGAGUGCAACUCAAAACUGGAUCCAACCAACACAACCUUCCUAAAGAUGGCAGACUCCGGCGGACUGCCCCAGCUCACACAGCCUGCCAAACUGGCCGAAGCCUUCAAGUACUUCCUCCAAGGCAUGGGCUACAUCGCGUAUGUGAAGGAUCGAAGGUUGAGUGGAGGGCCAGUGCCGUCUGCCAGCAUGACCCGCCUGGCCCGCUCCCGGACCGCCUCUCUGACCAGCGGCAGCUCCAUAGAGGCGGCCCGCUCCCGGACCUGCACCCACUCAGACAGCACCGAGGGGGUGGCCCCGGUCACCCAGACCAUGGAGGUGUCCUGCUGAGGACGCCCAGCUGAGAGGGAGGGAGAGAGAGAGAGAGAGAGAGAGAGAGAGAGAGAGAGAGAGAGAGAGAGAGAGAGAGACAGAGAGAGAGAGAGAGAGAGAGAGAGAGAGAGAGAGAGAGAGAGAGAGAGAGAGAGAGAGAGAGAGAGAGAGAGAGAGGGGGGAAGGACGUAGACGACGGACUGAGAGAAAGACUCUCUGUAUCGGGUGAUACAGAGAGUGAGCAGAUGAGAAGCGGGUGGAAGGUUGUGCAAGAUCAGUAAAAGGUGUAUAGUGGAGUUUUGGGGAACCGUAAGAGAGCCCCCAAAGGGAGGGUCCCGGAGGGGAGUGAGAUGCAUCGAUCAGCGGGCACACAGAGCACUCCUGAAACAAGGUGUAGAUAAUGCUUUAUCCGUCUCCCGUCUUACGUGUGUUUCCGCCACCUCUAAAUAUGCAACCUUGACCCAGUAAUUGUCCCCCUAUCGUUAAAAAAACAGGAGUUAUCCAACAUCCGUUUUGUAAUUGUUACAUAUGAAACAGGUAUUUCCAUUUGUGUUGGCUCAGUGUAUCCGCAAGACUUCUCUUUCCCCCUCCUACCGCUUUUUUUUCUUCUUCUUUCUCAAAAUAAAGACUUCUGCCAUCAAACCACUUCAACCUGCCAGUAUAUGAUCCAUGAGGCAAUAUGGGAAAUCCCAUGACAAUAUUAUUAACAAUGUAUAAUCUAAAAUAUCUGAGGAUUUAUUUAGAAAUGAGUACAUGGGGCAUGCAUCUCAGUGCUGAAUCUCUCUCCAGGUGCCCACCCACAAACCUACCUUCUAUAAUACACUUCUCCCCCUCCCCAACAAGAUGCUCCGAACCUCCCAGGCGUCCCAGUCACACCCUAACGGGCAAUCAGCUAAAGUCACACUUUUCUGAUGUAACGCUCACUUCAAUGGAUCAAUGAUAAUGGAUUCAUGUUGUUCUACAAUGCAUUGGGGGCCCGAGUGCAACAAUGGAUUAUAGAGAGAGAAUAACUUACGAUCUGAGAAUGUAAAGGAUGCAAAGGGUGUGCCGUGGAGAGGUUCAGUACGAUAGGAACAAAGAGGGGAAAGUAUUUUGUUUCCUUGAAUAAAUAUUGCUGUACAAUGUUGGGGGGGGUCCCUCGAUAGGUGAAAUGAGAGGUCGCGGAUGUCAUUUCCUUUAUCCUAACAGCUGGUGUCCCAACCCUGCACUUGAGGUAGGAUAGAUGCUGGUCCUUCUCUUUUUUUGUUGCACUUUUACUUCCUUUGUACGUUUUGGGCAUGUUAGCCUCCACAGGUAAAUAUUGUAUUGUAACAUACGCGCACACACACACACACACACACACACACACACACACACACACACACACACACACACACACACACACACACACACACACACACACACACACACACACACACAGCCACUGACAACUUUCUGUUCCUAAUCCCUUCGAGUCAUGUCUGUUGGUUUUUUAACAGUGACAGUAGGUUUUAAUCUGAUAUUUGUUACUAUGAAUCUUCUUCUUACUGCCAUUACGAUGAAUCUGUGUUGAGCAAUAAGACGUUCUCCUAUAUUUGUUCUUGCUCAGACCAUUUGUUAUUGCCGGUGGCUUACAUUUAAAGGUUGUUUCAAAGGCAAAAUAUGUACUUUAUUAAUAUCCGGUCUCGGAUUAAUGAAAUAAAUCUUUUGUCUUACUUUUUGAGUUACUCUAACCUGCUUUGUUUUCAUUCUGGUAUGUAUUGUAAGGUACAAUUCUAAUAUAUAUCUAUGAAUAUAUGUAAACAAACAUAGAUACACAUACCAAGUGAGCUGUCUCUGCCCAUGUAAUGAUCAUGUAAUGAAUAGAAAAUAAAGAUAAUAUCUCAUUGAA